AUGGCAGUAUCUUUGGGGGACUCCCGGAGCGGUUUCCGCUACAGCGAGAUAGUCCGGUUCAUCAACGAAGAGGUGCUCCAAAAUGGAGGCGGCCCGGACUUUUACUCAGCAUUCAGCACUAGGCCCUGGUAUGAGAUAGAGGACCAGCUUCGAAGUAUUGUGGUGAACCCUCAGGUGCCGGACAACAGCAAGAGGGCGUUCGCCUGGAGCGCCUUGGCCUUGGGUGUUCGUGCAGCCGCUAGGCAGCGCGAUAACUACGCGCGCGGGGUCUGGCGACUGCAGGAGCAAAUCGAGGAGCAUGAGAGCGCCGCCAGCACUCUGGUGUCCAAGCUGCAGCAGAGGAUCAACGAGCGUGAUUGGCUGGUCUGGCAGUGCCGUCGGGCGCGGGAAGACCUGCAAUGGACGCUGGACCAGCGCGAAGCGGCGCGACGGCAGCUGCUCCUGGCUGAGAAACGGCGUCAGCAGGUCGUACCCAAGCCUCUAGCGCAACAGCUCGGGAUUAAUACGCAGCCUCUGAAUGUAGGGGAGCGGAGCCAGGUGCUGGCCAAAAUGAGGCAGCGUCAGUCGGGUGCUGAUUCCCAGAGAGAGAUGGUCUCCACAACAGGUGUGCUUUACGUGUCAGGCCCCUCAGGCCCCCAGAUGCCUACUGGGGUGAGCCACCCACCUGGCAGGUACCCUGCAGUUGGGUCCAAAAAGAAGAAAGCCCUGCAGUGUGACGAGGAGAGCCAAGGCCAAAAGGAGGGUCCUGUGAAGUCCCACUUCACAAACCCCUCAGGGCACAGCAGGAGCCGAGAUCGAACCUCAGAGAAGCAGCAACCUCAGGGACAGGUGCCCAGUCUACCAAAAGGUAAGAAAGUCUUUGAAUCCCAGCAAGAGGAGAAACCCAGACCUCAGGGGUGGGGAUUGGGACUGUCUGUGGUAGAGUGUGAAUAA
Molecule: messenger RNA, 933 nt
Organism: Myotis brandtii (Brandt's bat)
Lineage: Eukaryota; Metazoa; Chordata; Mammalia; Chiroptera; Vespertilionidae
Product: testis-expressed sequence 13A protein-like
Exons: 1
Coding region: 1-933 (310 amino acids)
Source: RefSeq, a predicted model, not a curated record